UAUUAUCAUUUUUUUAUUUUUUUUUACAAGUCCUGACAUAUUACAAUCUUUGUUACGCUCGUCUGUAAAUAUUACUUUGAUAUUUUAUUUUUUUGCUGGGCCUCUUACUUAAACGCAAAUUGUGCAUUGGAAAAUUGCUAUAGCAAUCAUGAGCUAUUCACCAUCAACACAGCCCAACGUUACCAAGCCAGAUUGGCUGAGUCGAAUCGAAAAUAUGAAAGUCAACCGUAAAGACAUGAACAAACUUAUAAUGAACUAUCUAGUGUCCGAAGGAUUUAAAGAAGCAGCCGAAAAAUUUGAACAAGAAGCUGGUAUCAGUUCUCCCCUCAAAUUAAAUACGCUGGGAAAUCGUAUUAAAGUGAUCGAGUCUGUACAGUCAGGAAAAAUGCAAGAAGCUAUUACACUUAUCAAUCAAUUAUACCCAGGUCUACUAGAUGAUGAUCGUGAUUUAUACUUUCAUUUACAGCAACUGCAUCUAAUUGAACUUAUCAAAGAAGGCAACAUAGAAGAAGCUCUUGUAUUUGCCCAAGCUAAACUAUCAGAAGUAGGAGAAGGAAAUCCUACUAUACUCACAGAACUAGAAAGAACACUUGCAUUAUUAGCAUUCGAAGAACCUCAAAAGAGCCCAUUUGCGGACCUUCUUCAGACUACACAUAGACAAAAAGUAUCUAGCGAACUGAAUGCAGCAAUUUUGAGAUUUCACAACCAACCAACAAUUACACCCAAGCUUUAUAACCUUAUGAAGCUAAUAAUGUGGGCCCAAGAUGAGUUGGAUAGAAAAAAAGUUAAAUUCCCCCACAUGACCGAUUUUGGUUCAGCUACAUUGGAACCUCCUAAAUGACGCACAGUUAACGAGUACGACGACGUGUGUUGUGACUCUUUUUGGCUGUUUGAACAUAAGGAUUAAAUUUUGAAUAUUGUUUUUUUAAUAUUAAUUAUUCGUAAAUACUUUCCUAAUAAUAUUAUAUACAUCUAUAGGCAUGAAGCAUUAUUAUAAAAAAAAAUUAAGAAAAUCUAUACAUUUCAAUUUAUUUAUUGGAUUUUGUUAGGUUACAAAGUUUUUAAAUGUAUUUAUUAAGUAAGUUAUUAGAAUACUCAAGUUUUUCCAAUAUUAUUUGUAAAUCAUGUGACAUUUUACCAAAAAAUAUAUUGUAUAGUUUCAUUCAUUAGUAUUUAAUGUGUUCUAUAAUCCAAAAUUUACAUACAAUCUAUAUAAUUGGUAGUGACAGUGACUUCAAACAAUUUUAAGAGUGUAAUGAUUGCAUACUGAAGUAGAUAAUAUAGAAUGGGUAAUUACUCAGUCUCAAUUAAAGUUUAAGCUUUAAAAUGUAUCUGUAAAGAUAAAUAUAGUUGUAAAUACAUUCAUUGAAGAUCUGAUCCUUCCUUAUUCAUAGUGAAUAUUACCUCUUCUGUCUUCAUGUGAGUGAUCAAUCAAUGUUAUUUCUCUUUUAUAAAAACUUUUGUUAUUAUUUUUUGAAUAAACCUUAACUAUUUCA
Messenger RNA from Myzus persicae (green peach aphid), 1496 nucleotides. It is a transcript of the gene Hou, whose product is annotated as glucose-induced degradation protein 8 homolog. The record is from RefSeq and is a predicted model, not a curated record. Gene Ontology annotation, cellular component: nucleus; cytoplasm. The coding region runs from base 149 to 841 and encodes 230 amino acids. Gene Ontology annotation, molecular function: protein binding. Gene Ontology annotation, biological process: proteasome-mediated ubiquitin-dependent protein catabolic process. The transcript has 4 exons. Lineage: Eukaryota; Metazoa; Arthropoda; Insecta; Hemiptera; Aphididae.